Messenger RNA from Sinocyclocheilus anshuiensis, 1681 nucleotides. RefSeq names its product FH1/FH2 domain-containing protein 1. Gene Ontology annotation, cellular component: cytoplasm; cytoskeleton. The record is from RefSeq and is a predicted model, not a curated record. Lineage: Eukaryota; Metazoa; Chordata; Actinopteri; Cypriniformes; Cyprinidae. Gene Ontology annotation, biological process: cortical actin cytoskeleton organization. Bases 115 to 1671 code for a protein of 518 amino acids. The transcript is spliced from 9 exons. Gene Ontology annotation, molecular function: actin filament binding.
UGGAUAUUUGGUCAUUGUGUUUAUUUGGAGAAGAAGAACCACGUAGGCGUCAUUCUGCACAACACUUAUUUACUUUGAUCAAGUGCUUCGAAAGUAAAUCACCAAGAAUAUCCAAUGAAACAAGCCGAAUCUUCUGUUCUAGACACCUCCUGGACUUCCCACGUAAGACACGCCCCUCUGCUCCGCCUCAACGCUCUUGACUUCUCCGACUUAUGGGAUGAUGAGGAUCUUGAGUUGGACAGCACUGAAGAAGUCUCCUCCCAUACUUCGACCAAUCAGAUUGCAACCUCACCCGUCGCUCCACCCCUUCCCCCUUCGGCUCCGCCCCCACCUGUAGCCAGCGAGUCGCCGCGGCCGUCAGGCUGUCGUACUCUGAGGCUCCACUGGAGCGCGCUGUUGAGUCUGCAGCCUUUGCCGAGAGUGGGCCGCUUCGGGCUUCAGUCGAUCUGGGCCGGUCUGGAGCCAGUUCAACUGGAUACCAAUAGACUGGAAUACCUGUUUGAGAGCAAAAUCAGCAACAACAGCGCCCUCUGCAGUCUGACAGGGGGACGACAGAAGCAGCCGUGUGUGUCUGUUUUGGGUGUGAAGCGCAGUAACAUCAUUACUAUAGCUCUGAGCAGUCUGCCACUGGUUCACCUGCUUCCUCCUGCAAUAUGCAGCAUGGACAACACUGUACUAGACAGAGAAGACAUCCAGAGGUUGCAGAUGUUGGUUCCCACUGAAGACGAGCUGAAUCUGAUAAAGGAGGCAAAAGCUCAGGCCCCGCGGUCACCUCUGGGCCCCGCAGAGCAAUGUCUCCUGACCCUGGGGAACGUUCCUCAUCUGAGCACCAGACUGCAGCUCUGGGCCUUCACUCUGGACCAUGACACACUGGAGAGACCGACUGUGCUGGCCGUCGGCAACUUUCUGAACGGCUGUAAGGCGAGGGGGUUUGAGUUGAGUUACCUGGGCAAACUCUCUCAGGUGAGAGACACACAAGGCCGGCAGCCUCUUCUUCAUCACGUUUGUGUGCUAUUGCUCCAGCUUUACCCACAAUCCUCUGAUCUGUACUCCGACAUCACUGCUGUCUCAAAAGCCAGCAAGUGCGACUACACACAAGUGCAGCUGAAUCUCUCGCAGCUUCAAUUGCUUUGCAAAGCAUCCUGGGAUCAACUCCGACUACUUGAGAAAGAUGGAAAGAAAGGUGGAGGAAGAAAAGAGGAAGGCGGAGAAGAGGCAGCGCUCCAUCAGCGGCUCACGCAGUUUCUGAAAGACUGUGAGGAGAGGUUGAAGGUGCUACGAGCCGUUCACCGCAGGGUCAUCAACAGAUUCCACUCAUUCCUGCUCUUCCUCGGUUACUCGCGCACCAUGGCUAGAGAAACGAGUGCGGAGGUGUUUUGUAAGACCGUCAGUGACUUUGCUCUGGAGUACAGAGCCACUCGCAGUGCUAUCCUUCAACAGAGAGAGCGAGAGAAGGAGAGAGAGAGGAAGAAGCACAGUCACAACACACCUGAACUCAAACCCAGACUCCAACAAACCCUGUCUGAUGAGAAUCAGGAGCAGGAGAAACUUGAGGAGGUUUUGAAGACUCCUGAAUCAUCAUCGCCUUUCCACUUUGGCUUCACUCUUCCACGACAACGCAGCAAGUCGAGUGACAAAAAAGGUUGUCACUCCCGAAGGCUGAAGUGGUGAACGCCAAUCC